This is a messenger RNA of Gorilla gorilla gorilla (western lowland gorilla), 2174 nucleotides long. It is a transcript of the gene LRRC17, whose product is annotated as leucine rich repeat containing 17. Gene Ontology annotation, molecular function: protein binding. Lineage: Eukaryota; Metazoa; Chordata; Mammalia; Primates; Hominidae. The transcript has 4 exons. The record is from RefSeq and is a predicted model, not a curated record. Bases 504 to 1829 code for a protein of 441 amino acids. Gene Ontology annotation, cellular component: plasma membrane.
AGAGUUUUCAGGACUUGGACUCUGCUUUAGACUUGUGCUCAGACUGUCUCCACAAAAGUGGUCCGUUUCCUCAUCCAAUGAGCUCUGCCUGUUUGUCUGUGUGACACUCCAGUGGAAGGAAGCCAAGAGCCUAUAGUAGCGAUCCUGGGGAAAAUUUCAGCAGCUGGGGCCAUGUAAUUUAAAACCUCUGAAAAGUGUGCUGCGGUCCGUGCACAGCAUUAGUAUAACGUGAGGGCUGAAUGCAGCCCGUUCUCUGGAGAACUUCCUCACACACCGCAGCAAAGAGAAGACUGAAAGACAAACCUGGGUGCAGCCGGAGAGGUCCAGAUAGAUGAGCUUGUGGCAUCCAUUCCCCAAGUUCAGCCUAGGGACUCCACGUACCCCAGCUGGGUCUCAUUGUUCCAGAACUGCAUUAGUUAAGAUUACCCAAACUUGGAUUUCAAAGGAAUACUUUCAUUGUUCCGUCUGUAACACGAAGUAAUUGGGGCCAGCUGGAUGUCAGGAUGCGUGUGGUUACCAUUGUAAUCUUGCUCUGCUUUUGCAAAGCCGCUGAGCUGCGCAAAGCAAGCCCAGGCACUGUGAGAAGCCGAGUGAAUCAUGGCCGGGCGGGUGGAGGCCGGAGAGGCUCCAACCCGGUCAAACGCUACGCACCAGGCCUCCCGUGUGACGUGUACACAUAUCUCCAUGAGAAAUACUUAGAUUGUCAAGAAAGAAAAUUAGUUUAUGUGCUGCCUGGUUGGCCUCAGGAUUUGCUGCACAUGCUGCUAGCAAGAAACAAGAUCCGCAUAUUGAAGAACAACAUGUUUUCCAAGUUUAAAAAGCUGAAAAGCCUGGAUCUGCAGCAGAAUGAGAUCUCUAAAAUUGAGAGUGAGGCGUUCUUUGGUUUAAACAAACUCACCACCCUCUUACUGCAGCACAACCAGAUCAAAGUCUUGACGGAGGAAGUGUUCAUUUACACACCUCUCUUGAGCUACCUGCGUCUUUAUGACAACCCCUGGCACUGUACUUGUGAGAUAGAAACGCUUAUUUCAAUGUUGCAGAUUCCCAGGAACCGGAAUUUGGGGAACUACGCCAAGUGCGAAAGUCCACAAGAACAAAAAAAUAAAAAACUGCGGCAGAUAAAAUCUGAACAGUUGUGUAAUGAAGAAGAAAAGGAACAAUUGGACCCGAAACCCCAAGUGUCAGGGAGACCCCCAGUCAUCAAGCCUGAGGUGGACUCAACUUUUUGCCACAAUUAUGUGUUUCCCAUACAAACACUGGACUGCAAAAGGAAAGAGUUGAAAAAAGUGCCAAACAACAUCCCUCCAGAUAUUGUUAAACUUGACUUGUCAUACAAUAAAAUCAACCAACUUCGACCCAAGGAAUUUGAAGAUGUUCAUGAGCUGAAGAAAUUAAACCUCAGCAGCAAUGGCAUUGAAUUCAUCGAUCCUGCCGCUUUUUUAGGGCUCACACAUUUAGAAGAAUUAGAUUUAUCAAACAACAGUCUGCAAAACUUUGACUAUGGCGUAUUAGAAGACUUGUAUUUUUUGAAACUCUUGUGGCUCAGAGAUAACCCUUGGAGAUGUGACUACAACAUUCACUACCUCUACUACUGGUUAAAGCACCACUACAAUGUCCAUUUUAAUGGCCUGGAAUGCAAAACGCCUGAAGAAUACAAAGGAUGGUCUGUGGGAAAAUAUAUUAGAAGUUACUAUGAAGAAUGCCCCAAAGACAAGUUACCAGCAUAUCCUGAGUCAUUUGACCAAGACACAGAAGAUGAUGAAUGGGAAAAAAAACAUAGAGAUCACACCGCAAAGAAGCAAAGCGUAAUAAUUACUACAGUAGGAUAAGGUAGAAAUUGUUCUGAUUGUAAUUAGUUUUGUAUUUUCUAUACUGGUGUUAGAAAACAUAUGUUUACAUUUGAUUAACUGUGUUGCCUAUUUAUGCAGGGUAAUCCAGCUAAAGGAAGCUUUCUUUAAUUAUGAUAAGUAUUAUUGUGACUAUUAUAGUAAUCAAGAGAAUGCUAUCAUCCUGCUUGCCUGUCCAUUUGUGGAACAGCAUCUGGUGAUAUGCAAUUCCACACUGGUAACCUGCAGCAGUUGGGUCCUAAUGAUGGCAUUAGACUUUCAUAAUGUCCUGUAUAAAUGUUUUUACUGCUUUUUGAAAAUAAAGAAAAAAAACUUGGUUCAUGUUUA